UAUUAUUUUUGUAACAAUCUUAUUAUUAUUAUUAGGUUAUCUUAUUCUUGUAACAAUUAUUAUUAUUAUUUUGUUAUAUUUUCCUUGUAACAAUUUUUAUUAUUAUAUAAUCUACCACUCUUAUUUGUUAGAUGUACAAACCGCUCUUACUACUACUUUGUUGUUGUCAACGACUGCUUGAGGCUUCCUCCAAAGUGAAUUAUGGAUCAUCAAGAUCAGGAAAUUGCUAUCAAUAGAUGGUUUGAUUUGCGCCGAAGAGCUAUAGCUCAGCUUAUGUGUGCUGUUGUCUUUUGUUAUAUUCGAAUCUCUCGUAAAAAAAAAAAAAGUUAUAGUAUGAGCUCUCAGAGAGAAAGGGUGCGUGAAGAAGUAAUGUAUCGACUUAAAAAUAGUGAAACUAGUAGAAAUAUAAUAAGAAUGGGUCCUCAAACUUUUUUAAAGUUAUGCGAUAUGUUAGAAAGAGAAGGGGGCCUACGACCUACAAGAUGGUCAAGUGUGGAAGAACAAGUUGCAAAAUCACUUUACAUACUAACCCAUAAUGCUAAAAAUCGUGAAGUCAACUUUUGGUUUCGUCGUUCGGGUGAGACAAUUAGCCGUCAUCUCCAUCAAGUUUUGAAAGCUAUUCUUGAAUUGGAAGAAAAGUUUAUUGUACAACCUGAUGGAUCAACGAUCCCCUUGGAAAUUUCUAGUAGCACUAGAUUCUACCCAUAUUUUAAGGAUUGUGUUGGUGCUAUAGAUGGAACACAUAUACGAGUCAAGGUAUCUGCAAAAGACGCCCCUCGUUAUCGUGGUAGGAAAGAGUAUCCAACACAAAAUGUUUUAGCAGCAUGCACUUUUGAUUUAAAGUUCACGUAUGUGCUUGCGGGAUGGGAAGGCUCCGCCUCUGACUCAAGAAUAAUAAAGAAUGCAUUAACAAGAGAAGAUAAACUUAAAAUUCCUGAAGGUAAUAUAAGAAUCAACAUAAAGUUAUAACUACUUAUAUUAUAUACUUCAAACUAUCACAUUUAUUAUUUACCUUUACUAUAGGAAAAUAUUAUCUAGUUGAUGCUGGUUUCAUGUUGACAAGUGGACUUAUUACGCCUUAUAGAGGAGUUCGGUAUCACUUGAAAGAAUUUUCGGCAAGAAAUCCACCCCUAAAUUAUAAAGAAUUGUUUAAUCUUCGGCAUGCGUCUUUACGAAAUGCAAUUGAAAGAGCCUUUGGUGUAUUAAAAAAAAGAUUUGAGAUUUUAUCAAAUUCAACAGAACCCGCUUAUGGUAUCAAAGCUCAGAAAUUAAUCAUUUUUGCAUGUUGCAUUCUUCACAAUUAUCUAAUGAGCGCAGAACCAAAUGAAGACCUUAUAGCUGAAGUAGAUGCCGAACUUGCAAAUCAAAAUGUAUCCCAUGACAAUCAUGAGGCAUCAAGAAGUGAUAUGGAUGAAUUUGCUCAAGGUGGAAUUAUAAAAAAUGGUGCAGCGCAUCAAAUGUGGUCAAAUUAUAAAAAUAAUGGUCAAACCUAAAUGGAUUACAUUGCAAUUUAUAUUAUUAUUUUGAUUUUGGUUUUUGGUUUUUCUUUGAUGAAGUAGUACUGAAUUUAUUAAAUUAUGGUGUUUUUUAUAUAUGUGUGUGU
This is a messenger RNA of Medicago truncatula (barrel medic), 1603 nucleotides long. RefSeq lists its product as uncharacterized. The transcript is spliced from 3 exons. The coding region runs from base 202 to 969 and encodes 255 amino acids. NCBI's taxonomy places the organism in Eukaryota, Viridiplantae, Streptophyta, Magnoliopsida, Fabales, Fabaceae. The record is from RefSeq and is a predicted model, not a curated record.